CAAACACCGCCGGCCUGCCAUGGCGCGACUGCCGGACAAGAUUCCGGCGAGCCAAUUCAACGCCGCCCUAUCCUUCAUACAACAUAUCAAAGCCGGCCUCGCGUCCAGCCAGACCAUCCACGCAGAGCUCCUCCACCUCCUCGCGUGCUUGGGCAGGGGCGAGACCGCCGACACCCACGCCGUCCUGGCCAGGGCGGACGCCAUCCUCCGGGGCCAUCCCGACCUCCUCCAGCGCUUCGACGCCUUUCUCGGCCGUCCCAGCCACCACCAAGCUGCCAAACCCGUCCGUGAAGACCCUGUCGCCGCCGCGCCGCCGCCGAAGCGGCCCAAGAGGGAGCACCGCCGCACGGUCGCCGAGUGCGCCGGGCCCAUGCGGUUCUUGGAGCGGGUGAAGAUGGCGGACGCCGGACUCUACGACAUGCUCCUGGUGCUUCUGUUCAACGUGGAGAUGGAGGGGACGCUGAACGCGCAUCAAAUCUACGCGAAGGCCCUCGAGGUUUUCGGCUCCGCCGACAGCCCUCUCCUCCGCGGCUUCACGGAGUUCCUGCCGCUGCCGACGGCCGGGCGUGACUUUCUGACGCGGCGCCGCGCAAAGGAGGAGCCGGAGCACGGACCGAAGCGCAAGGCCGUCCCCGCCGGCAAGCCGAGCCCGAGCGCGGCAAAGAAACCCCGCGCCGACCACGACCGGAAGACGAAGAGCGGCAGUGUCUCCGCGUUUAGGGACGCGUGGGAGUUCGAGACCACCUACUCGAAGCUGGCGGUCACGCUAAGACGCACCGAGAAAUCCCUGGAAGAGCUCGAGCCAAGGAAGGAGUCGCCGGAAGAAGUCGAGCCGGAGGCGGCGCCGGGACACCAUGGGCGGCCGCGCACGCUGGAGCAACUCUACCCUGGCCGCGAGUGCCAGGAGGUCCUCCAGGAGAUGUAUGGCGGCAUGUGGGGGCAGAUGCGGGUGGCGCUCGAGGACGGCGCGCGCACCGAGGUGGCGCUGCGGACGAUAUUGCGCAGGCUGACGAAGCUGGAGCAGGUGGCCGUGAAGAUGGCGAUGGGGCGGCGCGAUCCCGCCCGCGUCGAGGCCCGAGUGAAGCUGCUUGUCUUAGAGCGGCGGGAUGGCGCCCACGCCGAUGGCGGGAUGAACAAGCUUAAUGUAGAGUUGUAGCCUGACCGUGUGGUGGUUCUUCGAAAGGAGCGGCGGCACGUACAUUGUCGCGGUGACCCGGCCGUGCGUGCCACCGGCCGGCAUGUCGUGAAGUUGAAGACCAAGAUUAUCGUUGCUUUGAGACGUUAAUUUACUUUAGCUUUUUUUCAGUUUGGUCAGUCCAUUUCUUGGCCGUCGAUUUUUGCUCUGAGAUUUGUGCUGCAUUUUUCUACCUUUAUUGUUCGGAUUUGCUAUUUUACAGUCAACUGUUAUUCAAAUUCGUCAACAUUCAAAUCGCUGGCCAUCCGCUGUUGCGUGAAGAUUCGCGCUUGGCUGUCUGGUUUUCGGGCUUGUUUUUUCCGUCGGGUUCGGUUUUGUCCCAGCCCGUUACCGCUCCUCCCCCUCCCCUCUUCCAGUUUUUGUCCCCUUUCAUUUGAGCAGUGGAUGCGAGGAAGAUAGAGGAACAAGCGCUUGGGCAAUGGAUGCGAUUCCUUUCUGUUCAUGUCAAUUCCGAGAUCCCCCACCAGUGGAGCUUGAUUUCUCUCUCAUUUCUCUUGGAUUCUCGCCUCCUGAUGUUGGUUGGUCUCUCAAUUUCUCUCUCGAGCGCGUGAUUUCUGUUCAUUUCUCGGUGUGUAGCUUCCAGAUCUAGGGGUCAGUUGCUGAUGUGAUUUAGUUAGUGUUCGUGUUAGGUGUGUGUUGUGAUCCCAGGUCGU
Triticum aestivum (bread wheat) is the source of this 1848-nucleotide messenger RNA. RefSeq lists its product as uncharacterized. Gene Ontology annotation, molecular function: transcription corepressor activity. The transcript has a single exon. NCBI's taxonomy places the organism in Eukaryota, Viridiplantae, Streptophyta, Magnoliopsida, Poales, Poaceae. The record is from RefSeq and is a predicted model, not a curated record. Gene Ontology annotation, cellular component: histone deacetylase complex; chromatin. Gene Ontology annotation, biological process: negative regulation of transcription by RNA polymerase II. The coding region runs from base 20 to 1156 and encodes 378 amino acids.